AUGCUGCGUCAGCAGAGCCUGGAGCUGGACGAGGCUCCAGCACGCAAGCCUGGCCCUCUGCCCCUGCUGGAGCUGCCCCCGCUGGAUCGGUCCAGAGGUCCAGGUUGGCCUCCAGACUCGGCCAGCACCGCCUCCACGUUACCCAUCUCGGAGAAGUUCGAGAAGGAGAAGGAGAAGCAGGAUGAAGAAUACGACCCGUUCGCCCACCGCCAGGUGGAGAGGCCCGUAUCGGACGUGGGUGCACUGAUGCACCUCCUCAAGUGCAGCCUCGGCACGGGAAUCCUGGCGAUGCCGAUGGCCUUCCGGAGCGCGGGGCUGGCCGUGGGGCUCGUGGGCACCGCCCUGGUGGGCUACAUCUGCACACACUGCGUCCACAUUCUGGUGGACUGCUCGCAGCGGCUGUGCCGGCGGCUGAAGGUGCCCUCGAUGGACUACCCGACCACGGCGUCCGUCGCCUUCACCUCGGGGCCGGAGCGGCUGCGGUCCCUCGCGCCGGUAGCCAGCUGGUUCGUGAGCGCCGGCCUGUUCGCCACCUACUACAGCAGCAUCACCAUCUACAUCAUCUUCAUCGCCGCCACACUCAAGCAGGUUGGAGACUACCACUCGACGUCUGACGCGACACGCUUCGAUGUGCGGAUCUACACGGCCAUGCUGGCUGCCCUGGUGCUGGCCAAGGGCCAACUGCGGCACCUCAAGACGCUGGUGCCCUUCUCGAUGCUGGCCAACCUGUGCAUCGUGACGGGCUUCGCGGUCACCCUGUACUACAUGUUCGUCGACCUACCGCCGUUAGAAGACCGCCGCCUGCUGCCGUCAUCCAUCACUGCCCUACCAGUCUUCCUCACCACCACCAUCUACGCUAUGGAAGGCGUCGGCGCGGUGAUGCCCGUGGAGAACAACAUGCGGAAUCCAACACACUUCUCCGGGUGUCCCGGAGUAGUGAACACGGCCAUGGUGCUCGUGUGCACACUAUACUGCGUGGUGGGUUUCUUCGGCUACUACAAGUACGGUGAGGACACCAUGGGCAGCAUCACCCUCAACCUGCCCGUCCAUGACAUCCUGGCGCAGGUGGUGAAACUGGCGGUGGCGGCCAGUAGCUUUUUGUCGUACGGCCUGCAGCUCUACAUCGUGGUGGACAUCGCCUGGAAGCCGCUGGCGGCCCGCGUAGACCCCGUCUACCACAACGUGGGGGAGAGGAUCCUCAGGGUGGCGCUGGUGCUCGGCACAGUGGCACUGGCGGUGGCAGUGCCGAACCUGGGUCCGGCCAUCUCUCUGGUGGGGGCGGUGUGCUUCUCGACUCUGGGCCUGCUGUACCCGGCGGUCAUCGAGUCGGUGGUGCUGUGGCAGGAGCCGGGGGCGCUCGGCUGGAUGCGCUGGAAGCUGCUCAAGAACGCCCUUCUGGUCGCCCUGUCCUUUCUGGCACUGGUCACCGGCACCAUCUCCAGCAUCACGGAAAUCAUCGAGAACUAUGGCCUCGAGUAGUGGGGAAGCUCUCUCAAGGACCUCUGUAUCUGGCAAAGGCUGUCCGACUCUGCCAGGGCCAAAAUGGACAGACUAUCGAAUCAGCAAACAUACACCACCACGUGAUCUUUGUGAAUUCGUGUCUUCAUAGUUUCCCAUCACAUCCACAUCAUCCUGAAACAGCCAACUGAAUCAGUGUGCACUACUGUUUGGAGAAACUGAAACACCGAGGCCGAGAUAUGUGAUCACAGUGAAAUUUAUUCCAUUGAUUAGGUACAUGAGACUAGAGAAAUAAUUUAUAUUACAGACUGGUACAGGUACUGUGGCUGUGGAAAUACAGUGCAAAGUACUGACACCCCGUGCUACAAUCAGAGAUGUAGUGGCAUGGAAUCAAAGAACACCUCAGUAUGCUGCUGAGGAAUACUCAGUCACGUGGUUUGAUGGUGCAUCCACAGAUUAUCAACUGCGGCUGCAGGAGGACCUGAACGAACAAGCUGCGGACUGACCACAACCCAGACAUGUUCAAUGGGCAACAUGCAAGGUGAACGGGCAGCCCAGGGAAGCAAUGAUACCCGCAGUUCUUCUAAGAAGACUUUCACAGUCAUUGCCACAUGCGGCCGGGUGUUGUCCUGCCGAAAUAUGGCUUGUGGAAUGGCCUGCAGGAGAGGCAGCGCCUCGGACUGUAAAACCUCCUUGAUGCAGCGGUAACUGUUCAGAUUUCCCUCAAGACGCAGGAGGCGAGAUCGCGUGUUACAGCCAAUGGCGCCCCAAACCAUCACACUUGGCGUUUGUGCCUGAUUGCGUUCACCACGAUGGGAUCAGUCGCGUUUCCAGCCUUCAAUGUAUGACAAGCUGAAGCGGGACUCAUGCGAAAACGCUACGUAUUGGCACUUAACAUGCCAUGUCGAUGUUAUUGUGCCCAUUGCAGCCCUUUGUGUUGAUGGGUUCUGGUCAGCGGAAGCUGACGCAAUGGGAGACAUGUCACCAGUCCAGACCGCAGAAGCUGGCGUCGAACCAUUGACGCAGACAUGUCCACACCAGUGGCAGUGCUCCGACGUUGCGCCAAUAUAGUGGACGAUGCUGUUCUGUCCAUUACGGGCAAGCAGUCAAGAUGGCGGUCGUCUCGCGCUGUGGUCACAAUGUGUCUACCAGUACCUUGUCAUCUGUCCACUGGUUACGCAAUAUCACAAAAGGAGAGAGCCGCUUUCUGGACACAAAACAUUCUGUUCCGUUCGAACACACUCACAUACUGAUAUUCAAGCGUGUGACGUAAGCGAAGUAUGACACGUUUCCACUUCGUAUGUCGGCUCCGCACUGACUAUCCGGUCGCACAAAAGAGGGCGCUAGUGGGUCUACGUGCAAGCCACCUCUCUGCCACUUAAAUAAUGUAUUAUGGUUCCUCUGUUCUAUACGUCCUAUUAUCGUGGUAUGGCAGACCAUUUCUUCUAAGAGUUUGACUUUUUACAAACAGUAGUGUAUCAUUAUUCCGUGGACUGGAUGAGUGGUAGAAACGAUAAUUCAUGUUACCUUUAGACCUGACUUGUCUCCUUUAUGAACUUGUGAUAUAUGUAAUUUGAUCUACGUAAUUUUUUAUGCCGUUUGGUUCAAGUGCACAUAUCUGCC
Schistocerca piceifrons (Central American locust) is the source of this 3081-nucleotide messenger RNA. RefSeq names its product proton-coupled amino acid transporter-like protein CG1139. Bases 1 to 1479 code for a protein of 492 amino acids. Lineage: Eukaryota; Metazoa; Arthropoda; Insecta; Orthoptera; Acrididae. The transcript is spliced from 9 exons. Gene Ontology annotation, cellular component: vacuolar membrane. Gene Ontology annotation, molecular function: amino acid transmembrane transporter activity. Gene Ontology annotation, biological process: amino acid transmembrane transport. The record is from RefSeq and is a predicted model, not a curated record.